Nilaparvata lugens (brown planthopper) is the source of this 2479-nucleotide messenger RNA. Its product is annotated as putative sodium-coupled neutral amino acid transporter 11. NCBI's taxonomy places the organism in Eukaryota, Metazoa, Arthropoda, Insecta, Hemiptera, Delphacidae. Gene Ontology annotation, biological process: amino acid transmembrane transport. Gene Ontology annotation, molecular function: amino acid transmembrane transporter activity. The coding region runs from base 215 to 1612 and encodes 465 amino acids. The record is from RefSeq and is a predicted model, not a curated record. The transcript has 9 exons.
GACCGGCUGUACUGAACUUAAACACAACCUCAAUAUUUUCAUUUUGCUCUGAAUCUGAAUCUGAAAGGCAGACCAAAUUUGUCAACAUUCAAUGCGUGAGCGUUAAGUGUUCUACCGUGUACUUAAUACAAUGUUUGAUAGCAUUCACAAGUAAUAAACUUAAUUAGUUAAAUUUUUUUCAUUGGAUUAUAUUUGUUAAUCCUUGUACAGCAAAAUGACGGAACCUCCUAAACCUGACGAGAAGAGUUACAUACUUAAUGCUCACAAAGCGGUUUUGGAGCAACAGUCAUCAGGAGAAUCUCCUGAAGGGAGAAGUGGCACACAUCAAGACACCGAACAACUUUUUGUUGAUAAAAAAGAACGGACUACAGGAUUAGGAUUUGCUAGUUUCAACUACAUAAAUUCGAUAUUAGGGAGUGGUGUGAUAGGUAUACCUUUCGCGCUGCACCAAGCUGGAUUUGGUUUUGGGUUUCUGUUGCUGGGAUUCAUGGCGCUGGUGACUGACUACUCACUCAUUCUGAUGGUGCGGUCAGCCCACAUCAGUGGCUCCUUCUCCUACCAGGGACUGAUGGAGGCCGCCUAUGGUCAGCCGGGCUUCUACCUGUUGACAUUUCUGCAGUUCACCUACCCAUUCAUUGCAAUGGUGAGCUAUAACGUAGUAGUGGGCGACACAGUGACCAAAGUGCUGAUACGCAUCUUCGACCUGCGCCCGUGGUCGCUGCUGGCGCGGCGCGACUUUGUCGUGCUGUUGGCAACCGUGUUUGUGACCGUGCCACUCUGCCUACUCAAGGACAUGGCGCGGCUCGCCAAGGCCUCUCUGCUCUCUCUCUUCUUUGUCGUCUUCAUUCUGGUCGCCAUCGUUGUGCGCCUAUUCACGUUCAGCAGUGUUGUUCCAACGACGAGUAAUGCCUGGCAACUUUAUAAUUGGGGAGUAAUUCCAGCAAUCGGAAUUAUGGCGUUUGCGUUCAUGUGUCAUCACAACGUGUUCCUGUUGUACGGAUCGAUUGAGCAGGCUGAUCAGAAGAGCUGGGAAACAGUGACUCAUUACUCGGUGUUCGCCAGCUUCAUUGUCGCUUGUCUCUUUGGAUUGACCGGCUACGCAACUUUCACCGGAUUCGUUCAAGGUGACCUGUUGGAAAACUACUGUCGAGAUGACGACCUAAUGAACAUGGCGCGAGUGGCGUUCAGCGCAUCCAUUCUGCUCACCUACCCGAUCGAGUGCAUGGUGACGCGAGCGGUGGUCGACCAAGUGGUCAACAUCACCAACGCCACCAUGCGUCACUACGGCGUCACGCUCAUCAUCAUCAGCGUCACCUACUUCCUCUCAGUCACCACCGACUGUCUCGCGCUGGUUCUCGAGUUGAAUGGUGUGAUGUCGGCAGUGCCACUAGCGUUCAUCCUGCCGGCGGCCAGCUACCUCAAGCUGGAAGAGGGCUCGGUGUUGUCUCGCAAGAAGCUGCCGGCGCUCGGCCUGGCUCUGUUCGGCACGGUGGUCGCAGUCAUGGGCGCAUUCAUGAUAUUCAGGCACUUCAGCAGUGUCGAACGCUGUGCUCACGGUCGGGUCAUGGAGUACUGCUUGCCUUCAUUCGCCAACAAAACUCACUCCUUCUAAUAUGUUCUAGAGAUAAGAUGUUCAACCAUCAACAAGUGAUUCAUUCACUUGGGACUCGAACCAGCCUUCCAAUCACAAUGAACAAAAAUACUCGCUCUCCUGCCAACUCUUCUUAUCGAAUUAACGUAUAUGAUUUUUGUACUUAAGUACUUUGACUUCAAAUUAUUGUUAAUAUAUUAAAAUGUUUAUAUCUAUUUAAUCGAUGUAUUGAUCGAAUAUUCGUUGAGAUAUAUUGGCCUAAUCAAAGUAUUAUGUGUUGCGUAUACGUAAAAUUUAACUUGUACAUACGAAGUAUCAGAUUUAGUGAUAUUAAUCAUAUUUAAUAGUAACGUUUUAUUUAUUUUAUUGUUGAAUCUUAUUAAUUUUUUAUUAUUAAUCAGUCGUUAGUUGUUUUAACCAAAAUGAUUACUGUAUUUUAAAAUCUAGUUCAUGAAUGUUUUUAUUUUCUUUAUUGAAACCACUCUGAGUGAUAUGGUUGAUUGGGAACAUAAGAUUAAAACAGUAUUACCAGUUCAAUCUUGAGAAAUAGUAUUAUGUAUUAGAACAGCAUUUAUCAAUCAAUAGAAUAGAGAUCCAUGCACAUAUCAUUGCUAUAUUCAAACAAUAUCUAUACUGUAUUUUAUAUAUGUUUCACUUUCAAUUGAAGAUUACCAUUUUAUUUUUAUAAAAUAUAUUUCUUUAGGUUUACAUGGAAUUAUCAUCUAAUGGUCCAAAGAAACUUACUAUCGUUAAACGAUGUGAUAAUAUUGUUAAUUUUAAUAAAUGUGUUAACACUUUAGUAAGAUAUUAAGUAUUAUUAGGUUAAGACUGUUGAUUGAUUUGAAUCAUGACAACUUAUUUUUUAUAUGGGUAAAUUAUUGCACAGCA